AUGGCCGGCGGCGGAGGCCGGGCCCCGGCAAUGCGUAUCCGGCCUUCCCCGCAAGGAGCCAACACCUUGGAAGUGCAGUACCCCGCUGCGCCCCUCACGGCCCAUCCUCACCUCACCCACUUGGCGCUGGAGGGAGGGAGGGAGAGGAAGGCUCGGGUAGGGGAAGAGGUGUGUCGGCCGAGCCUGAGAUGGCAAGCUUUGGAAGACCUGAGGAUCAAAAAAGCCAAGUUUGAUGGUGCCCAAGAGAAAUUCAACACGUAUGUGACCCUGAAGGUACAGAAUGUCAAGAGCACGACCAUCGCCGUGCGGGGCAGCCAGCCCAGCUGGGAGCAGGAUUUCAUGUUCGAGAUUAACCGCCUGGAUCUGGGGCUGACAGUGGAGGUGUGGAACAAGGGUCUCAUCUGGGACACAAUGGUGGGCACCGUGUGGAUUCCCCUGAGGACCAUACGCCAGUCCAAUGAAGAGGGCCCUGGAGAAUGGCUGACCUUGGACUCUCAGGUCAUCAUGGCGGACAGUGAGAUCUGUGGCACUAAGGACCCCACUUUCCACCGCAUCCUCCUUGACACUCGCUUUGAGCUGCCUUUAGAUAUCCCUGAGGAGGAGGCACGCUACUGGGCCAAGAAGCUGGAGCAGCUGAAUGCCAUGCGGGACCAGGAUGAGUAUUCAUUCCAGGAUGAACAAGACAAGCCUCUUCCUGUCCCCAGCAACCAGUGUUGCAACUGGAAUUAUUUUGGCUGGGGUGAACAGCAGAACGAUGACCCUGACAGUGCAGUGGAUGAUCGUGACAGUGACUACCGCAGUGAGACAAGCAACAGCAUCCCACCACCCUAUUAUACUACAUCCCAGCCCAAUGCCUCGGUCCACCAAUAUUCUGUCCGCCCACCACCCCUGGGUUCCCGGGAAUCCUACAGUGACUCCAUGCACAGUUAUGAGGAGUUCUCCGAACCUCGUGCCCUCAGCCCCACAGGUAGCAGCCAUUAUGCCUCCUCAGGAGAGCUGAGCCAAGGCAGCUCACAGCUGAGUGAGGACUUUGACCCAGACGAGCAGAGCCUGCAGGGCUCUGAGCUGGAGGAUGAGCGGGACCGGGACUCCUACCACUCCUGCCACAGCUCAGUCAGCUACCACAAGGACUCGCCGCGCUGGGACCAGGAUGAAGAUGAGCUGGAUGAGGAGCUGGAUGAGGACCUGGAGGACUUCCUGGAGGAGGAGGAGGGGGAGCUGCCUGAGGAUGAGGAAGAACUAGAGGAAGAGGAGGAGGUGCCAGAUGACAUCCGUGGCUACACCCAGCAGGAGGAGGUGGCUGUGGCUGAGCCCAAAGAAUUCAAGCGUGUCAGCCUCCCACCCGCUGCUCCAGAGAAGGACAAGGCUUCAGCUGUGCCCUCAGGGGUCCCUGACAUGGCCAAGGCAGCCCCUGAGCCAGCCUUGCCUGAGGAGGUGCCUACAACUGAGCAGGAGCUUGAGCCAGAGCCCCCCAAGGCUGAGGAGAGUUUCAGGCCACGAGAAGAUGAGGAAAUCCAGGAGGGUCAGGAUUCCAUGUCUAGGGCCAAGGCCAACUGGCUACGAGCCUUCAACAAAGUGCGACUGCAGCUACAGGAGGCCCGGGGAGAAGGAGAGAUGUCCAAAUCCUUGUGGUUCAAAGGCGGCCCUGGCGGUGGUCUCAUCAUCAUUGACAGCAUGCCAGACAUCCGCAAGAGGAAGCCUAUCCCACUAGUGAGCGACCUGGUGAGAUCCUUGGUCCAGUCCAGAAAAGCAGGCAUCACCUCUGCCUUGGCAUCCAGCACUUUAAACAACGAAGAGCUGAAAAACCACGUUUACAAGAAGACCCUGCAAGCCUUAAUCUACCCCAUCUCGUGUACGACUCCGCACAACUUCGAGGUGUGGACGGCCACCACACCCACCUACUGCUACGAGUGCGAGGGGCUGCUCUGGGGCAUCGCGCGGCAGGGCAUGCGCUGUACCGAGUGCGGCGUUAAGUGCCACGAGAAGUGCCAGGACCUGCUCAAUGCAGACUGUCUGCAGCGGGCAGCGGAGAAGAGCUCCAAGCACGGAGCGGAGGACCGGACACAGAACAUCAUCAUGGUGCUCAAAGACCGCAUGAAGAUUCGGGAGCGCAACAAGCCCGAGAUCUUCGAGCUCAUCCAGGAGAUCUUUGCGGUGACCAAGACUGCGCACACGCAGCAGAUGAAGGCAGUCAAGCAGAGCGUCCUGGACGGCACGUCCAAGUGGUCGGCCAAGAUCAGCAUCACCGUGGUCUGUGCCCAGGGCUUGCAGGCAAAGGACAAGACAGGAUCCAGUGACCCCUAUGUCACCGUCCAGGUUGGGAAGACCAAGAAACGGACAAAAACCAUCUAUGGAAACCUGAACCCCGUGUGGGAGGAGAACUUCCACUUUGAAUGUCACAACUCCUCCGACCGAAUCAAGGUGCGCGUCUGGGAUGAGGAUGAUGACAUCAAAUCUCGAGUGAAGCAGCGGUUCAAGAGGGAAUCCGAUGACUUUCUGGGGCAGACAAUCAUCGAGGUGCGGACACUCAGUGGCGAGAUGGACGUGUGGUACAACCUGGACAAGCGGACUGACAAAUCUGCUGUGUCGGGUGCCAUCCGGCUACACAUCAGUGUGGAAAUUAAAGGCGAGGAGAAGGUGGCCCCCUACCAUGUCCAGUAUACCUGUCUGCACGAGAACCUGUUCCACUUUGUGACAGACGUGCAGAACAAUGGGGUCGUGAAGAUCCCAGAUGCCAAGGGUGAUGACGCCUGGAAGGUUUACUAUGAUGAGACGGCCCAGGAGAUUGUAGAUGAAUUUGCCAUGCGCUAUGGUGUUGAGUCCAUCUACCAAGCUAUGACCCACUUUGCCUGCCUCUCCUCCAAGUACAUGUGUCCCGGGGUGCCUGCGGUCAUGAGCACCCUGCUUGCCAACAUCAAUGCCUACUACGCGCACACCACCGCCUCCACCAACGUGUCUGCCUCCGACCGCUUCGCCGCCUCCAACUUUGGGAAAGAACGCUUUGUGAAGCUCCUGGACCAGCUGCAUAACUCCCUAAGGAUCGACCUCUCCAUGUAUCGGAAUAACUUUCCAGCCAGCAGUCCAGAGAGACUCCAGGACCUCAAAUCCACUGUGGACCUUCUCACCAGCAUCACCUUCUUUCGGAUGAAGGUACAAGAACUCCAGAGCCCUCCCCGAGCCAGCCAGGUGGUGAAGGACUGUGUGAAAGCCUGCCUCAACUCUACUUAUGAAUACAUCUUCAACAACUGUCAUGAACUCUAUAGUCGAGAGUACCAGACAGACCCGGCCAAGAAGGGGGAAGUUCCUCCAGAAGAACAGGGCCCCAGCAUCAAGAACCUCGACUUCUGGUCCAAGCUGAUCACUCUCAUCGUGUCCAUCAUUGAGGAAGAUAAGAAUUCCUACACUCCCUGCCUCAACCAGUUUCCCCAGGAAUUGAACGUGGGUAAAAUCAGUGCCGAAGUGAUGUGGAAUCUGUUUGCCCAGGACAUGAAGUAUGCCAUGGAGGAGCAUGAUAAGCAUCGUCUAUGCAAGAGUGCCGACUACAUGAACCUCCACUUCAAGGUCAAAUGGCUCUACAAUGAGUAUGUGGCAGAGCUUCCUGCCUUUAAGGACCGAGUGCCUGAGUACCCUGCGUGGUUUGAGCCCUUCGUCAUCCAGUGGCUAGAUGAGAAUGAGGAAGUGUCCCGUGAUUUCCUGCAUGGAGCCCUGGAGCGAGACAAGAAGGAUGGGUUCCAACAAACUUCAGAGCAUGCCCUGUUCUCCUGCUCCGUGGUGGACGUCUUCUCACAGCUCAACCAGAGCUUUGAGAUCAUCAAGAAACUCGAGUGUCCUGACCCCCAGAUCGUGGGGCACUACAUGAGGCGCUUUGCCAAGACCAUCAGUAAUGUGCUCCUCCAGUAUGCGGACAUCAUCUCCAAGGACUUUGCCUCCUACUGCUCCAAGGAGAAGGAGAAAGUGCCCUGCAUUCUCAUGAACAACACUCAGCAGCUUCGAGUUCAGCUAGAGAAGAUGUUCGAAGCUAUGGGAGGGAAGGAGCUGGAUGCUGAGGCCAGUGACAUCUUGAAAGAGCUGCAGGUGAAACUCAACAAUGUCUUGGAUGAGCUCAGCCGGGUGUUUGCUACAAGCUUCCAGCCACACAUUGAGGAGUGUGUCAAGCAAAUGGGUGACAUCCUUAGCCAGGUGAAAGGCACAGGCAAUGUGCCAGCCAGUGCCUGCAGCAGUGUGGCCCAAGAUGCCGACAAUGUGCUACAACCCAUCAUGGACCUGCUGGACAGCAACUUGACUCUCUUUGCCAAAAUCUGUGAGAAGACAGUGCUGAAGCGAGUGCUGAAGGAGUUAUGGAAGCUGGUCAUGAACACCAUGGAGAAGACCAUCGUCCUGCCGCCCCUCACCGACCAAACGAUGAUCGGCACCCUCUUGAGAAAACAUGGCAAGGGAUUAGAAAAGGGCAGGGUGAAAUUGCCAAGCCACUCAGAUGGAACUCAGAUGAUCUUCAAUGCAGCCAAGGAGCUGGGUCAGCUGUCUAAACUCAAGGACCAUAUGGUAAGAGAAGAAGCCAAGAGCUUGACCCCGAAGCAAUGUGCAGUUGUCGAGCUGGCCCUGGACACUAUCAAGCAAUACUUCCAUGCGGGUGGUGUGGGUCUCAAGAAAACUUUCCUGGAGAAGAGUCCAGACCUGCAGUCCCUGCGCUAUGCCCUGUCCCUCUACACUCAGGCCACCGACCUGCUUAUCAAGACAUUCGUGCAGACGCAGACCGGCCAGGUCCAUGGUGGAAAAGGGACUAGGUUUACCCUUAGUGAAGACAUUUAUCCUGAGAAGGGCUCGGGUGUGGAAGACCCUGUGGGUGAAGUCUCCGUCCACGUUGAGCUCUUCACUCAUCCAGGAACUGGGGAACACAAGGUCACAGUGAAAGUGGUGGCUGCCAAUGACCUGAAGUGGCAGACUUCUGGCAUUUUCCGGCCAUUCAUCGAGGUCAACAUCAUUGGGCCCCAGCUCAGCGACAAGAAACGCAAAUUUGCGACCAAAUCCAAGAACAACAGCUGGGCCCCUAAGUACAAUGAGAGCUUCCAGUUCACGCUGAGUGCCGACGCGGGCCCGGAGUGCUACGAGCUGCAGGUGUGCGUCAAGGACUACUGCUUCGCGCGCGAGGACCGCACGGUGGGGCUGGCCGUGCUGCAGCUGCGCGAGCUGGUCCAGCGAGGGAGCGCCGCCUGCUGGCUGCCGCUCGGCCGCCGCAUCCACAUGGACGACACGGGCCUCACGGUGCUGCGCAUCCUGUCGCAACGCAGCAACGACGAAGUGGCCAAGGAGUUCGUCAAGCUCAAGUCGGACACGCGCUCCGCCGAGGAAGGCGGUGCCGCGCCUGCCCCCUAGUGCGGGACGCGCGCGGCCGAGCCAACACUGCGCUUGCGCAGAGCAUGCGGGGUGGGGCGGCGCCUGCGCGCUAGGACUUCCGAGAGGGCGGGUCUCUGCUGAGGGCGGACUGCCCCUGCGGCUUAGAUUUAGCUUCCCCUUCUGGGGAAAUGUGAAUGGCAACACCCUGUCCCCUCAGGAGGCCACGGCCUAGGGCGCAGGGAAGGAAGAAGCCACCUUCCCCCUACUUGAGGCCACGUCCCCAGCGUCUAGGAGGCCUUUCGAGCUGAGAUGGGAGGAAAACUCGCCCCCUAUAGAGGAGGCUAGGUCCCAGGGGUGUGGUACUGGGAGGCCUCCCCUCCUGCCCCCUGGAAAAGCCAUAAAUAAGAUGGGUCCCCAACUCUUGGGGCCCAAGACCAAUUUGCCAAGUAUAGAACUCUCAGCUCCCUCGAGGGGCGGGCCCUGGGCAAGGGGCAAGGGCUUCCUGGAGCGCCCCCUGGGUUGGUCUGUGGGCUGGAGGGUUAGGAUGGUGGUUGGAGAACAUCCGUGGAUCGGAGACCCUUUUGAUGUUUGUGCAAAAAAAUAAACGGGGAGCGGGGGAGGAUGGGAUUUCAAAAGCACAUGCGCCCUCGGGCGCCCAAACCCUGGAGGUCAAGGGGACAGCUCUGGGGCACCCAUGCUGCCCCCACUUCCCUGUGGAGGGUUGCCUCCCCUUUUCCCCCCACAUACCCAGUCCUCAUAUUAUAGAAUUCAACCCAUCCAUUUGACAGAUUGCAAAACCGAGGCCAAAAGAGAUGCUUGAGACAUGGCCGAGGGUCCCAGUGCCAUACCCUCCCCACUCCCUUUGGCCUGUGUGCCCCAUCCGAAGGGUGAGCUGAGAUCGGAUGACCCGAUACAGCUCCCCAGUUGCUGCUAACCCCCUUCAGGGGACCUCCCCUAAUCCUUAAAGGGAUGGGAAUCCUGGGCCAAGGCCCUCAGUGCCCCCUCCCACCUCUGGCUGCCAAGCAAAACCCCUGCCCUCAGCCCUUUCCAAGGGGGAGAUAACCUGAGAACUCUCGACCUGCCAAAAAAAAGAGUGAAGAUGUGGGAUUCCCUGGACCCAGCCCCCAACCCCAAGCCCUCCUUCCUCCCUUAGAAUGCUCCAGUCAGGAAAGAAGAGAGACCAGAAACUAGGGUGUGUGUGUGAGAGAGAGAGAAUAUACAAACUUACUGGGAGCUUACUCCCCCAGACCUCAUUCAUUCAUUCAGACACACAGGCCACAGAAUAUCCCCAGGUGGGGCCUCUAGAUGCCUGGAGCUCUUCUCUAUCAGAGAUGAUGAAGCAGUUUGGCCAGAGUCAAAUUUCCCCAUUUUAUCUCACACAGGCAUUUUGGGAAAGUUUGACAUGACUCAUCUUUGCUCAGGAUCUGCUUUUCUACCAUGGACCAGUGUGUAUAUGCCAUGAUUUUUUUCUGCCGGAUUGAUAAGUACAGGGUUGUGCUGGGUUAGGGAGAAAUCGAAACAUAGGGAUGAGAUGAGGAGUAACUGGGCUCCUGGAGUUGGGAUGGGGGGGCUACAUCAGAUAGGGAAGGUGGGAAGGAACAACCAACUGGAGAGAAAAGAGUGCCAGGCAGAGUGAAUAGCAGGUGCAAAGGCUAAGAGGUGGGCUGACUUGAAGCAUAGCCAGGUCAGCCUGGCUGGGGUUAAGUCAGCUAGGAAGGGGAUGGGGGACGGUAAUGAGAUAGGGGAACUUUGCCUAGGUAUCAGAACAGGUGGGGUCUUGUACAUCACCCUGAGGAGUUUUGAUUUCACCCUAGGUUGAGUAUUUAAAAGGAGAAUUUAAAGCUGAAGAGAGUCUGGAUUUCAGCUUUCAAAAUCUCCCUGUGGCUACCUCGUG
Phacochoerus africanus (Common warthog) is the source of this 7228-nucleotide messenger RNA. RefSeq names its product unc-13 homolog A (gene UNC13A). Gene Ontology annotation, biological process: neuromuscular junction development; presynaptic dense core vesicle exocytosis; dense core granule priming. The coding region runs from base 1 to 5373 and encodes 1790 amino acids. NCBI's taxonomy places the organism in Eukaryota, Metazoa, Chordata, Mammalia, Artiodactyla, Suidae. Gene Ontology annotation, cellular component: neuromuscular junction; presynaptic active zone cytoplasmic component; presynaptic membrane. The transcript has 46 exons. The record is from RefSeq and is a predicted model, not a curated record. Gene Ontology annotation, molecular function: calmodulin binding; phospholipid binding; calcium ion binding.